AUGGACACGCCAUACAUGGUAUCUGAAUCCCAAUACUUGCCCGCAAUUGUUCCGCCAACUCGAGGACUGCCAAAAAAGUACUCUAAGACAUCACUGUCAUCAGCCAUAUCUCCUGUUGCGAUGCCAUACGAGCAGCAGUUGGUAUCAUAUCCAUCAAUACCUCAAAGUAAUUCUUAUUCAGAUAAUACUUAUACAUCAUCGGAGACUACUGAACCCCUGUCAUAUAGGUUUUCACUUCCAAAAUCAUUUGUUGGUCCAUUAGAACCAAACAAUUUGCUAUCACAGGCCACCCGACUAUUUGAGGGCCAAAUUCUUGGUCCGACUUCAUUAGCAAUACAUCGCGAUUUUAUAUACGCGGGAACUGCUGGUGGAGGUGUCUUCAGAGGUAAUCUCCGCACAGGAAAUUCAACACGAAUUGCCAAAAUAGCCAACGAGUUCUGUGACAACAAACCUUGGGAUUCAUCGGUUUGUGGCCGACCUCUCGGAGUCCGAGUUGACUCAACAGGAACUCUAUAUUUUGUUGACGCAUACCUUGGAUUGCAUGUAAUUGAAUUUGUUGACAAUCAGGUCAAAUUGAAUCGACUUCUAUCACUGGAACAAGUAGGUGGCAAAUACAUGGGUCACUUAGUCAUUGAUGAAGGCGCUGGUAGUGCAGGAGGACAUGUGGUAUAUGUGACAAUUGCCAGUAGUAAACGAGAUUUAAUGCAGUGGACAGCUAUGAUCAUAGAGCCGGACACCAGUGGCUUUGUGGUCAAGUAUGACACGGAUACGGGAAACUAUGAAAUCAUUUGGUCUAAUCUUUGGUAUCCCGCGUCCAUUGAGAUCACUGACGACCGAAUGGGUCUUCUCGUCGCUGAGUUUACCACCAGAAGAGUUCUCAAACAUUAUAUUAAAGGCGCUAAAAAGGGAACGACGGAAGUAUGGGCUGAGAACCUUCCGGGAGAAGCCGAUCAUCUGAUAAGAAGUCUCGAUAAGACACGUGAAACCUAUUGGAUGCCUAUUAUCAAUGCCAGGAAUGAAAGCGCUACUAAUUUAUUGGAUUGGAUGAGUGAUAAACCAUAUUUAAGACAAGAGAUAUUAGAAAAAUAUAGCAAAUUAGGAUCCAGUGUUGAGGAAAUGGGACAGCAAUAUAAAAAUGAAAUGUUAGAAAAGCUAGGAUUUACCAUAAAGUCUGCCCAACAGUUUUAUACACAAAAUAUACAAAAUAAUUACGGAAUGAUUCUUGAAUUGGAUGCAAAUGGAAAUAUCAUCGGAUCAUUGCAUUCACAAAACGGUGUCAACAGUUUUAUAUCAGAAGCUAUCGAAGGCUAUAGCGAUACUCCCGACGAAAGAGUACUAUAUAUCGGAUCAUUUGGUUACCCAUAUAUACUUAAAUUAGUUGUCAAAAAACCAAUAUAUGAUUUACCCGUUUUUAAUACAUUGAGAGGCGAAGAAUCGGCCUAUGAUUUAGAUCCUAAACAAGGAGUUCAAUACACGGCUUACACCAAACCGUAUACAUUUGAUGAUGAACUCAAGUUUGUCGAUAUACCAACAUUACUCAAGUCGUGGCCAACAUUACAGACCACCGAAAUUAAAACAAAUAAUUAA
This is a messenger RNA of Oppia nitens, 1587 nucleotides long. RefSeq names its product adipocyte plasma membrane-associated protein-like. Gene Ontology annotation, molecular function: strictosidine synthase activity. Gene Ontology annotation, biological process: biosynthetic process. Lineage: Eukaryota; Metazoa; Arthropoda; Arachnida; Sarcoptiformes; Oppiidae. The transcript is spliced from 3 exons. The record is from RefSeq and is a predicted model, not a curated record. Bases 1 to 1587 code for a protein of 528 amino acids.